Molecule: messenger RNA, 327 nt
Organism: Penicillium waksmanii
Lineage: Eukaryota; Fungi; Ascomycota; Eurotiomycetes; Eurotiales; Aspergillaceae
Product: thioredoxin family protein
Exons: 2
Coding region: 1-327 (108 amino acids)
Molecular function (GO): protein-disulfide reductase activity
Source: RefSeq, a predicted model, not a curated record
AUGGCCGGCGGCAAGGUUAUUGAGAUCAAGAGCAAGCAAGAGUGGGACGAGAAGAUCGUUAACUCCACCGAGCCCAUCCUCGUCGACUUCUUCGCCACCUGGUGCGGUCCUUGCAAGGCCAUCGCCCCUCAAAUCGAGAAGCUCAGCCUGGCCCACGAGGGCGUCAAGUUCUACCAGGUCGACGUUGACCAGCUCAACGACGUCGCUGCCGAGAACGGCAUCUCCGCCAUGCCCACUUUCCUCUUCUUCAAGGAUGGCAAGGUCGUCGAGACCGUCCGCGGUGCCAACCCUCCCGGCAUCCAGGCUGGUCUGGCCAAGCUGCUCUGA